UCACGGCGCUCGGCCGGUACAAACGCUCACGCCUGUUCCCGCACUCUGUCGGCUGUGGACCGGCGGAGGGCUGCAGGACGGGACCGGGACCGCAGCACCGGGGCAAAACAGAACCUCCACCCGGGGAUGGACAGAACCAAGGACGGCUGGAGCGAGAGGAAGGCAACAUGGAGAAACCCCCGCUGACCUCCGAGGAUUUGCUUUCUCAUGGAACGUAAAAAUGUUUUUCCUCAGCGCGUAAGCCAGCUUCCUGCUGCCGCCGAACAUUCAGGAAGAGGACAUUACGGACUGACUGAAGGAGUCAGGGCACAUGUGAACAGAUGACUCACAUAUGAGUGAUAGAUGACCGAACUGCGUCUGGGUCAUUCCUCUCGCCGACCAUGGAGCUAACCGUACCAGCACAAAGGGAGAAAGUGCUUUUUAACAGCUUGUGACCUUCAUAUAUUUAUCUUACCAAUGACAAAACAAGUUGCAAUCUCAGGCGGUGGAGAGGCAAUGACCUAAUUCAGAUUAAAUGACCUCAUACUGAUAAGUAGUCCGCCUCCUCACCGGGUGAUGGAACAUAAUCACAAAUGGACUCUUAUCAUAGAUGCUGGAGUGUGUGAGGUUACUUGAUAUUCUCUGUGUGAAUGUGUGUGUGUGUGUGUGUGUGUGUGUGGAUGGGUGUUUAAGUAGAGGUGUGAGUUUCGAUGCUAAAUGCAGCAAUGUUGCGCCGUGGACUACUUACCUGGGUGUCCCGUGUUGGGGGAGUGCUGGUGCUCUUCUGCUGCUCCCUGUCUCUGCUCUAUGUGAUGACCUGCAGCCCUCCGCACUCCGAUGACCCGCCGCUGAGUCAUGCAUUACCCCGUGCUGGAUCCAAUCACCCCAGCCAGGGGGGCACACGGCCGGGGAUGGGAGCAGGGGCUGGGGGGACAGGAGGCGCCGGAGUUGGGCCCGCUCAAAGCGGCAGAUCGCCGGGUGUCCAGUCAUACCAGGUGCUCCUCCAAGAGCGCGAGGAGCAGCACCGCCACCACAUCUCCUCCCUGAAAAAAGAGAUAGCUCAGCUGAAGGAGGCUCUGCAGGAGCGCAGCCAGCAGCUGAAAGGAGUGCAGGAGAGCCUGAAGAGAGGGGCCGGGGGCCCGGCAGAGGGACAGGAAGCCGGGCUUGGGUCCCAGGGAGGUGGUCUCGGGGACAUUCAAGGGGCCAAGAGCCCGCAGGCUGAUCUCCAGGAGUUCCUGAGGAGCCAGAUGUCAAAGGCGGAGGUGACCGCCGGCAUCAGGCUGCCCAGUGAGUACGCGGUGGUGGCGUUUGAGAGUUUCACCCUGCAGAGGGUCUACCAGCUGGAGAUGGGCCUGACGCGUCACCCUGAGGAGAAGCCGGUGAGGAGGGACAAGAGAGAGGAGCUGGGGGAGGUGCUGGAGACGGCGAUGCACAGCCUCAACGCACCUUCAUCGCCGAAGGACAGCAGGGGAGCGGCAGAAAAGAGUCAGAGUAGCAAAGUUUACGCACCAUCUGACUUCAUAGAAGGCAUCACUCGUACAGAGAAGGACAAAGGGACGCUGUACGAGCUGACCUUCAGAGGGGAGUCGAGUAAUGAAUUCAGACGACUGGUCCUGUUCCGGCCCUUUGGACCGCUGAUGAAGGUGAAGAACGAGAGGGUGGACACGUCCGACGUCCCGAUCAACAUCGUCGUCCCGCUGUCCAGGCGCACGGACAAGUUCAAACAGUUCAUGCAGAACUUCAGGGAAGUCUGUGUGCGUCAGGACGGCCGGGUCCAUCUGACAGUGGUGUAUUUCGGGAGAGAGCAGAUGAGCGAGGUCCGCAGCACUCUGGAGAACACGUCCAGGGAAGUCAAUUUUAAGAACUACACUCUGCUGCAGCUGGACGAGGAGUUUUCUCGGGGACGAGGUCUAGACGUCGGGGCCCGAGCCUGGACGGGAGGCAACGUGCUGCUCUUCUUCUGCGACGUGGACAUCUACUUCACCGCGGACUUCCUCAACAGCUGCCGACUCAACACACAGCCCGGUAAAAAGGUUUUCUACCCGGUGUUAUUCAGCCAGUACAACCCCACUCUGAUCUAUGGAAGCCUUGAACACAUCCCAACUGUGGAGCAGCAGCUGGUGAUCAAGAAAGACACGGGGUUCUGGAGGGAUUUCGGCUUCGGCAUGACCUGCCAGUACAGGUCCGACUUCAUCAACAUAGGAGGUUUUGACAUCGACAUCAAAGGCUGGGGCGGCGAGGACGUCCACCUCUACAGGAAGUACGUCCACAGCAACCUCCUAGUGGUGCGAGCGCCGUCGCGAGGCCUGUUCCACCUGUGGCACGAGAAGCACUGCGCCGACGAGCUCCCGCCGGACCAGUAUCGCAUGUGCAUGCAGUCGAAGGCCAUGAACGAGGCCUCGCACGGCCAGCUGGGGAUGCUGUUCUUCAGGCAAGAGAUCGAGGCUCACCUCCGCAAACAGAAACAGCAGCACAACUCCAGCCCCAAGAAAACUUGAAGGUGAAGAAACUUGCGAUGACUGUAAUCAGCCUCAAAGUGACAAGCUGAUCUGAGCUGUGUCCGAUUUCUAAAGGAAUAGUUCAACUUUUUUUUUCCCCCAAUCUGCCUGUUUGCUUUCUUUUCAAAGAGUUCAACAAGAUGAUGAAUUCUACUCUCACCUGUUCGCAAAAAAUGUGGAGCUGGAGUUCAGCGCGUGGUUGGCUUAGCUUAGCAUUUGGACUGGAAACAAGGGUCUGGCUCUGUACUACAAAGAUGAAAAAAAAGCCUACCAAAGUAUUCGAGUAAACACUUAUAUCACACAAUUAGAAAUCCCGAAUUGAAAAAGUAAAAAGAAUGAUAGAAUAAUCAUGAAAAUGUGUUUAAAUUAUUACAAGUUGAGGUAUUCCAUCCAAGAAAAUGGCCCUGUGACUGUUAUAUAGUUAUAGUAGUAGAGUACUAAAUAUUUAGCAUAGUACAUUACUGGAGUAAAUACACCUAGUUACCUUCCACCACUGCCAGUAUUCACGCAGAGCUAAGUUAAAGCGCUACUGGAUGUAACUUCAUAUGUGUACAGAUGUGAGAGAGGUAUCAGUCUUCUCACAUAACUCUUAGAAAGAGCGUGAAUACGCAUAUUUCCCAGAGCGUCAAACAAUUUGCCAUAAUGAAAAAUGUGAAGACUCUUUUGAGGAAAUGUCGCAGGGUUCAGAGCAUUGUUAUUGCUCUGUCGCAGCUGGACAACAUGCCGUUACAGGUGAGCUAAAUAAAAGCGAGUUGGGCAAUAAUAUCUCAACAACUUUUGUGCAUAACUAAACAACUUUAGUCGACUUGAUUCUGCCCGAUACAUCCAUCUGUACUCAAACGUCCAUUUGUGUUUUCCUGUGUAACGGCAGCAAGGCCUUUGAGACAGAAAACACUGGGCCUAACUUUGAGGUGCAACAUCUCUGAACCGUGUGCCUUGUGUGGAGUAAACCUGAGCACUGUCUCCUCAGGACGGCCAGUGACAAUUUAAAGCAACCUGCAGGUAUUUCAAUGUAGGGAAACAGAGCCACCUAGUGGACUGAGAACGAAACAACGUGUAGGUCAAUAAACAAUGAAGGACUUGUUCAAAGCCUGCAAUGGCCAUGAAAAACAUUUUUUUUUAUAAAUUAUUGAUUUAACUAUCUUAUUUUAUUAUUUAUGCUUGGUAUUAUUUUGUAAAUGUCACCAUUUAUAAGGUUUGUUUUUUCUCUGUUGUCAUUCAAAAUUCAGUAUUGUGUGUGUGUGUGCGUGCGUGUGUUUGUGUGUGCGUGUGUGUGUGUGUGCGUGUGUGCGUGUGUGUGUGUGUGCGUGUGCCAUUCACCUCUUUUAUUAAGUGAGAGUUGGUGUUGAGUCAAAGGAAAAUAUGCCAUGAAUUGCAUUACUUAUAGUUAUUUGUGAGUACUUAUACUUCUAAGUGUAAGAGUUAUGUAUGUGUGCUCUCAAUAUGAUUAAACAUUUUUUUAAUGUUUUUUUAUGUUCAAAAGAUAAAACAUAAUUUUGGCUGAUUUCUGUUUUUGUCACAUAAUGUGUGGACACAUAAUGGAAAAAUCAUGGAUUGACAGUUAUACUGUUCACUGUCAUGACACUGACGAUGACUUAAAAAGUCAGAAUGAGCCUUUUGAUUAUCAUAUUUUUGUUUCUGAUGAUCAUAAACCACCUUGACGGUUGCUCACUUUUGUAUUUUUCCACAUUUAGUCACACAUAACUUUUUCUCCAGCACUUCUUCAAUCCAAUCAAAACAAUCUGUAAGAUGUGAAAAAGGCACUUCUUUUUUUUGUUAUUAUUUCAUUAAAACAUUCCUUGACAUAAUAUACAUCCAAUUUCUUUCUUUGCAUUUGAAGUUAUUUGUUUGGUUUCAUGUAAAUUAGUUGAAUAAAACAUUUGUGUAUUGAAUAUA
Messenger RNA from Scophthalmus maximus (turbot), 4373 nucleotides. It is a transcript of the gene csgalnact1a, whose product is annotated as chondroitin sulfate N-acetylgalactosaminyltransferase 1a. Gene Ontology annotation, cellular component: Golgi cisterna membrane. Gene Ontology annotation, molecular function: glucuronosyl-N-acetylgalactosaminyl-proteoglycan 4-beta-N-acetylgalactosaminyltransferase activity. The record is from RefSeq and is a predicted model, not a curated record. The coding region runs from base 690 to 2477 and encodes 595 amino acids. The transcript is spliced from 8 exons. Lineage: Eukaryota; Metazoa; Chordata; Actinopteri; Pleuronectiformes; Scophthalmidae.